GGAUAAAAUAGGGAACAGGAAGGCUGCACAUCCUCUUAAACCCCCACCCCCGGAACCAUGCUAAAGCCAUGAACCCAGAGACAAAAGAACAAACCACCAAUGCAAGGAUCCAGCAGCAGGAGAGUCCGGCCACCGUCCAGCACACGGGGAAGUGGGAGCAGUCCCCAAGAUUUGGCUGAGCUUCGGCAGAGGGGUAUGGAGGUGUGCAAAUUCACCCAACGAUUUUGGUCGCGGGCGGAGAAGUUUAAUCUCCCUGAUUUGGUCCUCAGGGACAUAUUUAACCUAUGUCUUGAUGAACUCCUGCCGCAAUGGGAGAUGGAGUUUGUGGGAGAUCUAAGUUUCUGGAAUUUCUCUAAGUACCUGCAUCUGCAUAAGAUUGGACAGGUUCGAUUACCUCCAGCACCCCCUCCAGUCCAUCAAUCCGCUCAAGUCUGGGAAUCCUCUCCAGCCCGUGAGCCCGCACCAGCCAGCAAGUCCGCUCCAAAGCCAGCUCCAGCCCGUGAGUCCGCUCCAGAGGCCUCAGAGGAGGUGGGCACUGAGUCUCCGCUUCCACAUCUAAAAAGAGGAAGAGGAGGAGGAAGGCUUCCAUCCCUCAAGACCCGGAGGCCUCCCCAGAGCCCGCUCCAGCCAGUGAGCCCGCUCCAGCCAGUGAGCCCGCUCCAGAGCAGCCUGCUGUCCUGGUUAGUCCUGUCUUGGCCCAGAGGGCUGUGUUCACCUUUUAUGUUUUGGCUGUUCUGCGCACGUGGAGGAUGAACUCAAGCUCUAUGGACUUUGGAGCAGUCUGCCAGCCCAAGGCCGCUGUCGCCCCAGAGCAGCCGGAGCAGCCUGCUGUCGCCCCAGAGCAGCCGGAGCAGCCUGCUGUCGCCCCAGAGCAGCCGGAGCAGCCUGCUGUCGCCCCAGAGCAGCCGGAGCAGCCUGCUGUCGCCCCAGAGCAGCCGGAGCAGCCUGCUGUCGCCCCAGAGCAGCCGGAGCAGCCUGCUGUCGCCCCAGAGCAGCCGGAGCAGCCUGCUGUCGCCCCAGAGCAGCCGGAGCAGCCUGCUGUCGCCCCAGAGCAGCCGGAGCAGCCUGCUGUCGCCCCAGAGCAGCCGGAGCAGCCUGCUGUCGCCCCAGAGCAGCCGGAGCAGCCUGCUGUCGCCCCAGAGCAGCCGGAGCAGCCUGCUGUCGCCCCAGAGCAGCCGGAGCAGCCCGCUCUCCCUGAUACGGCCACGGAGGCCGUCACCAAGCUGCCCGCUCUCCUUGAUACGACCACGGAGUACCCUUGGCCAGCCCUGCCGCCUGCCCUGCCGCCGCCGCCGCCCAGGCCGCCUGCCCUGCCGCCGUCGUCCAGGCUUUCUGCCCUGCUGCCACUGCCCCGGCCGUCUGAACCGCUGGAACCCGCCUGGUCAGUUCCUCCAGCGCCACCCUGGCAACCAGCCAGGACUCCAGACCCCAGGGAACCCGCCUUGUCAGUUCCUCCAGCGCCGCCCUGGCAUUCAGCCAGGACCCCGACCUUCUUAGAGCCCCCGUGGUCUGUUCCUCCGGCUCCCCCCUGGCCUUCGGUUGGGGGCUCUGGUCCUGGCCCGCCGUCCCUCCCCCUGGUCCUCCUCCAGUCCACCUCCCUCCUGAGAGUUGUGGGGGUUUUUUUUUCUUUUUUUUUUUCUCAUGGAGCGUCUGGUAGCCGCUCCGUAAGGAGGGGGUACUGUCAUGAUCAUGAGUUGGAGUGCCCCGUUUAGCCACCAGAGGGCACUCCAACAUGGACUUUUGUCACUGUCUGAACUGCAUUUCCCAUAAUUCACUCCUGGACUCAUUAUCCUUGUUCAUUGCACUCAGCUGUUUUGUGUUUGUUCAUUAGUGUCUGUCUAUUUAGUCUCAGUUGUUUCUGUCCUCAGUUGUGGUUUGUUGUAAUUGUUACGUGCACUUUCGUUACCUCUAAACCUUCGUCCUCAGUUAGGAACCUGGGUGUGCUCUUUGAUACCAAUCUUUCAUUUGAAAGUCAUGUUUCUAGUAUCUGUAAAACCGCCUUCUUCCAUCUAAAAAAUAUAUCUAAAU
This is a messenger RNA of Megalobrama amblycephala (Wuchang bream), 2028 nucleotides long. RefSeq names its product vegetative cell wall protein gp1-like. The record is from RefSeq and is a predicted model, not a curated record. Bases 750 to 1712 code for a protein of 320 amino acids. Lineage: Eukaryota; Metazoa; Chordata; Actinopteri; Cypriniformes; Xenocyprididae. The transcript has 2 exons.